This is a messenger RNA of Phoenix dactylifera (date palm), 971 nucleotides long. Its product is annotated as putative phospholipase A2 homolog 1. Gene Ontology annotation, molecular function: calcium ion binding; lipid binding; A2-type glycerophospholipase activity. Gene Ontology annotation, biological process: lipid catabolic process; arachidonate secretion; phospholipid metabolic process. The record is from RefSeq and is a predicted model, not a curated record. Lineage: Eukaryota; Viridiplantae; Streptophyta; Magnoliopsida; Arecales; Arecaceae.
ACCGGAAAACACGCCACCGUUAUCUCGAGACAUCCAACGGUUCGCAUACCCCAUUUGUCGAGAGAAACCAUCGAGCCACCGGGAGCGGUGACCGGAUCCCGUGCGUCGUGGUCGCGGAGGAGGACAGGGGCGGAGAAUGCGAGACAAUCCCAGGCGGCCGCGCGUCUCGCCGGCGCUUGCCUUUCUCCUCUUCCCUGCCGUCCUCCUCGUCUCCGCCUCCGUGCGCUGCGCCGCCGCCACCGAUCUCGGGGCGAGAUGCAGCAGAUCAUGCGUCGCGGAGAGCUGCAACUCUGUAGGAAUUCGAUAUGGUAAGUUUUGCGGGGUGGGAUGGACCGGCUGCCCUGGGGAGAAGCCCUGCGAUGAGCUUGAUGCAUGUUGCAAGGCUCACGAUGAAUGUGUCGAGAAAAAAGGUUUGAUGAGUGUGAAAUGUCAUGAGAAGUUCAAGAGAUGCAUGAGGAAUGUGAAGAAGUCUGGGAAGGUUGGAUUUUCUAAGGAGUGUCCUUAUGACACAGCAAUGCCUACUAUGGUACAGGGGAUGGACAUGGCCAUCUUAUUUAGCCAGCUGGGUGGUCAGCAUACUGAAUUAUAGUUGCAGCUAAAAGAUGCUGCAGACAUGCACUUCUAUAUUUUACGAAGCAACAUCUCUUUCAUUGUUCACAAUUAUAUUUUCUGGAGAAAUGAUCUGUAUCCACACCAACCAUUAUUGCUGCCAAAGAUUCUGAACCUGCCAACUGUGGAUCUGCUGGACAUCAAGAUGAUGAUAGCAACUCCUAAAUCCCCCUCUGGUGCCCAAGUCAUUCUACUUGUUAGAAGAUCAUUUGCUUUUGCAAUUCAGAAUGUGAAACCUUGGACGUAAUCAUUGUUCAUGGAACAUUACAUUGUCUUUUAAUUCUGAUGACAUUUUUUUUCUUGUGAAGUGAUCUAAAGAUGAAUUCAAUGAAAUCAAGAAUUUGUUUUUGGGCUUUGCAGAA